Messenger RNA from Clonostachys byssicola, 735 nucleotides. NCBI's taxonomy places the organism in Eukaryota, Fungi, Ascomycota, Sordariomycetes, Hypocreales, Bionectriaceae. The record is from the annotation of a GenBank genome assembly.
AUGAAGCUAGGGCUCGAAGGCAAGGUUGUUCUGGUUUCUGGUGGCUCUAGCGGUAUCGGAAAAGCCAUUGCCUCGGAGUUUGCCGGCGAAAGGGCCAGAGUAAUGAUCACAGCACGCCGAAUUGGACCACUGGAAGAAACUGGCAAAGAACUUAAUGAAUUCGGUGGCAGGGCAAGCUAUGUUGCGGCAGACAUGACAAACGAGGAUGAUGUCAAAAAGGCAGUUGCAAAGACGCAGGAGGUAUUCGGCUCCGUGCCAGAUGUCGUUGUGUGCAACGUGCGGUCCUUGAUCAAGAUAGGAUUCGACGAAGCUAGCGCAGAUGACUUUAGGACCAGUUCCGAGCAGUGCGUCCUUAGUGUAGUCCACCUUGCAAAGGCAGUUCUUCCAACCUGGAAAGAGAAGAAAUGGGGCAGGUUUAUCAAUUUGGGAAGUGUGUCGACGCUGGAGCCUCACAGGUGGCAUCACAUCGUUUUGGGAAACACCUUUCGGCUGGCUGCCGUUGGACUCAUGCGCUCUCUUUCGAAUGAAUUUGCGUCUUUUGGUAUUACUUUUAACACGAUCGCCAUUGGCCUCAUCGACACUGGCGUGAGUGAGAAAAUCGUGAGCGAAAGCGAAGAGAUGAAUCUACAGCAAGCAGAGCCUCAACCUCAAAUAUCAAUGAAACGGCCUGGGAAGGUUGAAGAAAUUGCGGCCCAAGUUGUAUUUCUUGCUUCCGAAAGAGCUAGCUAUUAUUAA